GUUACAGCGCAUCACAGUACUGCGUGUUCUGUAAGUGGAAGCGAAAAUGUUCAGUUUCAUGGCAGUGGCAUGUCUCCAGUUAGCAUUGGCCCAUAUGUGCCUAAUUGUCAACGACUGGAAUUUUUUGCUCAUGGGUUUUGAGAGUUGGCACAAUCGAAUAACACUGUCGGAACUGGUGUUUGCAAUACAGAUGCUAAUUCUACAGUAUCCAAAGCCAGGCGUAAUUCUGGGUCUGGCCAUAUCUUUGAUCACAAGACGUGGGAUGAUCCUCAAAUGGGUUGUCAUAAAUACAAUUGCAUUUAUGUCGUUGGCACCAGAAGUGGCAGAGGCCUUGUUUUCAGGAACAAUGAUUAUGUUGGCUGUCAUCUACAUUUAUGGAGCCAGUAUGAUCCUUGUGCACCCUGAAAUUAUUCGGACACCACUGGAUGAGUAAAGACAAUUCUAGAAGGAUAUGAAACAAACAGGCUAUUACUACAGUCCGUAGAAAAUAUUGAAAAUACACAGUUCAACGUCAUUUUUGUAGUGUAAAAUUUUUAUUAAUAAAAUGUAC
This is a messenger RNA of Schistocerca gregaria, 550 nucleotides long. RefSeq lists its product as uncharacterized. The transcript has 7 exons. Lineage: Eukaryota; Metazoa; Arthropoda; Insecta; Orthoptera; Acrididae. The coding region runs from base 47 to 433 and encodes 128 amino acids. The record is from RefSeq and is a predicted model, not a curated record.